This is a messenger RNA of Chiroxiphia lanceolata (lance-tailed manakin), 813 nucleotides long. Its product is annotated as zinc finger protein 70-like. The transcript is spliced from 2 exons. NCBI's taxonomy places the organism in Eukaryota, Metazoa, Chordata, Aves, Passeriformes, Pipridae. Bases 1 to 618 code for a protein of 205 amino acids. The record is from RefSeq and is a predicted model, not a curated record.
AUGGCGGCGGGUUGGUCGCCUCCCAGCAGGGAAAAGCCCUUCUGGUGCUUGGAAUGUGGGAAGAGCUUCAGGAGGAGCUCUCACCUUCUCCGACACCAAGACAUGCACACUGGGGCACGUCCUUACACGUUUGGGGAGUGUGGGAAGAGCUUCAGCCAGAGCUACCACCUGUGCACCCACCAGCUCAUCCACACUGGGGAACGGCCCUACACGUGUGAGGAAUGUGGGAAGAGCUUCAAUCGGAGCUUUCACCUUCGUUCCCACCAGCACAUCCACACUGGAGAAUGUCUUUACACGUGUAGGGAAUGUGGGAAGAGCUUCAGUGGCAGCUCCACCCUCCGCAAACAGAAUCGCAUCCACACCGGGGAACGGCUCUACAAGUGCUUGGAAUGUGGGAAGAGGUUUCCAACCAGUUGGAAUCUCUACAGGCACCAGCGGACACACACAGAUGAGAGGCCCUUCCGCUGCACUGACUGCGGGAAGAGCUUCAACCAGAACUCCCAUCUUGUUACCCACCGGCACAUCCACACUGGGGAGAGGCCCUACAAGUGUGGGGAGUGUGGGAAGAGCUUCUCCCACAGCUCUAACUUGACCAAACACCAACGGACCCACCAAUAAAAGAAGCCCUACGAGUGCUCCGACUGCGGGAAGAGCUUCAGCUGCUUCUUCCACCCUGAAUGAACCCCCUGAUGGUGAGGCAAUCCCUGGAGUCCAGUGACUGUCAGUCCAUCCCUUUCAACCAGAAAGGGUCAGUCCCCUUUCUCAGGGACAGGUUCUUCCAACAGAACCCUUCUUGGGGGCUGUGUCGAGAUU